This is a messenger RNA of Pseudophryne corroboree (corroboree frog), 1107 nucleotides long. Its product is annotated as paraneoplastic antigen Ma1 homolog. The transcript has a single exon. NCBI's taxonomy places the organism in Eukaryota, Metazoa, Chordata, Amphibia, Anura, Myobatrachidae. Bases 1 to 1107 code for a protein of 368 amino acids. The record is from RefSeq and is a predicted model, not a curated record.
AUGCCACAAUAUACCAGGAGUGAAGCAUUUGAUUGGUGUAUAAGAAAGGGAGUAACUCCUGAAAGGAGUUUUGUAUUGAUGGGGGAUCUCACAGACACCCGUGAUGGUACCAUUAUGACAGAGAUGCUAUUUCUUUUUGGGGCAAAGCAACCAAGUAUUGCUGAUAAACAAUUCAGGGAAAGUGGAGAGUUGUGUGCUGUAUUAAUAACUACUAGUCUUGACUUAGAGUCUGAAUUGCUUCCCAAAGUGGGGGCUGUGAGAUCUAACCCGGAACGCAGGUGGGUAAUUAUAUGGCCUGAAAAGGAUGGCAGUGAAAGGGCUGCUGAACCAUUAAUUGUGGGUGACAAUUCUUAUCCGGCUAGUGGAGAUCCCUCUGCAGCUGUGGGAGAAGGUAGUCAAGCACAGGGCAUUGAAGAAAAAUUAGGUAAUCAGUUAGAGGUUAUAGCUGAUAAAGUAGUACAUAAAUUAGAAAGGUGGCACUAUGAGGGUAGCUAUAGGGGACUAAGACUUUUUUCAGGAAUACUUCCUGUGCCUACCGGCGAGGAAUCUUAUGAGGCCUGGGGGGAGGCAGCCAUACAGCAGUCUGAGGAGUGGCAUUGCCCCGGUCAUAUAAAGAAACAAAGGAUAGUAGAGAGUUUACGGGGACCCGCUAUGGGAAUUAUUCAGGCUACUAGGAAAAGUAAUCCUGAGGCAGCUGUGGCUGACUACUUUCAGGCCUUAGAAUACACAUAUGGGACAUUGGAGGAUGUAGGUGAUUUGGUUGCUAGAUUCCAUCAUACAUAUCAGGAGACAGGAGAAAAGUUGUCACAGUAUGUGUAUAGACUUGAUAACUUAAUUCAUAAAAUCAUAGAUAAAGGAGGGUUAGCUCCUGCUGAAGUGGAUAGUAGCCGAUUGAAACAAUUAAUUAGGGGAGCAUUAACAACUGACCCUGUUGCUCAGCGGUUGCGUUGUACAGCUUUAUUAUUAGGAAGCCCCACCCUUAAUGAUUUAAUUAAGGAGAUUACGCAAGAAGAAGCUUUAAUCGCUAAUAGGGAAAAACUAAUGCCAAGGCUGUCAAAGUGGUGGUACCCUCCCCUGAGGCCCAAGGGUCGAGGGAAGACAAGUUAG